Molecule: messenger RNA, 726 nt
Organism: Camelina sativa (false flax)
Lineage: Eukaryota; Viridiplantae; Streptophyta; Magnoliopsida; Brassicales; Brassicaceae
Source: RefSeq, a predicted model, not a curated record
AUGUUCAACUCUUACGCUCCAGAAGUGCCACCGGACAAUAAAAGGAGGAAGAAGACGUCUCCGUCAUUGUCUGGGUUAUCAUUGUUACCAGAUGAGAUAGCUCUUAUAUGUUUGGCUCGCGUUUCGAGAUUUGACCACGCGGCCUUAUCUCUCGUUUCCAAGAGCCACCGCUCACUCGUAGCUUCCCCUGAGCUCUUCUACUUGAGAAGGAAGAUGGGUUGCACUAACGCAUCGCUUUACGUAUGCAUGUGCGUCUUGCCUGACCCAGCUCCACGCUGGUUCAUCCUUACCCCUAACCGAUGGCUAAACCCCAUCCCGUCGAACCCUUAUCAGGCUCCGGGUUCAUCUUGUUUCGUGGCGGUGGAUGGGGGGAUCUAUGUUAUCGGUGGACUCAUAGACGACGGUAUUCCCACUUCGGAUGUCUCGUUUCUCGAUUGUUACUCUCACACAUGCAUGGCACCGUGUCACAUCCAUGAAUACACCUCGAGCUUCCGCAUUGGCAAGCUUAUUAGACGGGAUUAUAUACGUGUUUGGAGGGUCCAAGCAGUACGAUACAUGGGGAGAGAGAGUUUGGACCUUUGGUCUGCCGAGAUUUCCUUGGAGAGACGCGUGGGAGGCGAGAUUUGGGGGAAGAUUGAGUGGUCCAAUGUUGUCUUUAAAGUUGAUCCUUUCUUACACUCAUCUCAUAGCGUUAAGGUCUUAUAUGCUGCAUCUGUAUAUGUCUGA